This is a messenger RNA of Hyaloscypha bicolor E, 2600 nucleotides long. RefSeq names its product apses-domain-containing protein. The coding region runs from base 238 to 2199 and encodes 653 amino acids. The record is from RefSeq and is a predicted model, not a curated record. Gene Ontology annotation, molecular function: transcription regulator activity; DNA binding; protein binding. NCBI's taxonomy places the organism in Eukaryota, Fungi, Ascomycota, Leotiomycetes, Helotiales, Hyaloscyphaceae. The transcript has 5 exons. Gene Ontology annotation, cellular component: SBF transcription complex; MBF transcription complex.
GCCAACCUCCCACGUCUUUUCACAUUUCAUGCCGGUACAAGGCGGUCAGAAUCGGCACAAACGUGCACCUCAACUUGCUUAUAAAACGCGUCAAUUGUUCAUUAAUUCCAAUCGACGCGACUAUCGCGUCACUCACGCGCCUCGACACUGGGCUCACUGUUCGGAAAUAGCCGCCAAGCCCCCUCCCCUCGAGAGGUCGAGAAACCCCUCAGCAGAUCACCACGAUCGUUCAACAAGAUGGUCAAACCAGCCGGUCCCGGAGUUUACUCUGCGACGUACAGUAAUAUUCCUGUCUACGAAUACCAGUUUGGUGAAGGAUUGAAGGAACAUGUUAUGCGCCGCCGUGGAGACGAUUGGAUCAAUGCGACACACAUCCUCAAGGCCGCCGGUUUCGAUAAGCCAGCCAGAACGAGAAUUCUCGAGAGAGAGGUUCAGAAGGAGACACACGAGAAGGUCCAGGGUGGAUAUGGCAAAUACCAAGGUACAUGGGUCCCACUUGAGCAAGGUGAAGCUCUGGCGCAACGAAACAAUGUCUAUGAGAAGCUCCGAACCAUCUUCGAGUUUACCCCUGGCGAGCUUAGCCCCCCACCUGCCCCGAAGCAUACCACAGCAAAGCCGAAAGUCGCAAAGAAGCCUGCUGUUCCGAAAUGGGGUACAAAACCAGUGCCAGCACCACGUGCACAUGACGACUAUGAUAAUAUCAGCGCCCAGUUGAAUGACGAUGAGAGUAUUGCUGACGAUACCACGGUUGCUUCAGCAUCUUUCAUGCUUGAAGAUGAUCGAUAUGAUAUGUCUCAACAAUCCACAAGCCACCGCAAGCGCAAGCGCAAGGAGGCUGCAGUUAGUGAGCAUGAACGCCUUCAUAGGUGGUACGCCGAUGAGCUUCUCGACUACUUCAUGGUCUCCCAGCGUGAACAGAACCCCCCUAAGCGACCAGAUCCUCCGCUCAACUUCGAUCCUGAUUGGCUCAUCGACAAUGAAGGUCACACUGCGAUGCACUGGGCUGCUGCUAUGGGAGACGUUGAUGUUAUGAAGGAGUUAAACAAGUUCGGUUGCUCAUUAGUUAUCCAGAAUACCCGAGGCGAAACCCCGCUGAUGCGAUCCGUGUUAUUUACCAACUGCAUGGACAAGCAGACUAUGCCAUUCGUCGUCAAGGAGUUGAUCGGCACAAUUGAUUGUGUUGAUUUCUGUCGAUCUACGGUUCUUCACCAUGCUGCCGCAGUUACAACUAGUCGUGGCAAGCAUCACUUCGGUCGCUACUAUCUCGACGUACUUCUGAAUAAGAUGCUAGAGUCACUUGAGCCAGAGCUUAUCCCACGUAUCCUUGAUGCGCAGGAUAUUGAGGGUAACACCGCAAUUCACAUCGCGGCCAAGAACAAGGCUCGGAAGUGUGUCAGAGCUUUGAUGGGCCGUGGGGCUAGAACCGAUAUCCCAAAUCAAGAUGGCAUUACCGCAGAGGAGAUGAUUCAAGAGCUCAAUGAGAGUCGAAGAAUGGAUCGCCAUCCACAGGCUUCAUCGUCGCCGUAUGGACCUGAUCGUCAAUCCGUGUAUGAAAUGCCGGAGGAGCCACGUCGCAACACGACUCACAUAUCCGAAGCUUCCAUGUCGAUCGAGUCUACUAUCAAACCUCUUAUGCUUGAGAAGUUCCAAGAUCUGGCCCGGUCCUUUGACGAGGAACUUAUCGAGAAGGAGACGUCCGAGAAGGAGGCUAGGCGUAUCCUGUCAAGCACAAACCAAGAGCUGGCUGCCAUUAAGGAGCAAAUCCUUGAAGUGUCCUGCCACCAAGAAUCCCCCGAAAAGACCGCCCAAGGGAAGCAGCAGCUGGAACAGAUUCAACUGAUGGUCACCUCCUUGAUCGAGCAACAACAAAAGCUGAGCCUUUGGGGCAAUAUCCAACGCGAGGAAGCUAAGAUGAACGGCCACAUGAUCAAUAGUGAUGAUGAUGUCGCCGAAAGAGUUAUGCUGGCGCAGCGUUUGAUGGCCGAGCAAAAUAAGAGACAGAAGUUUGUCAUUCAAUACCGAGACGCUCUCAGUGAUGCAGGCGCCGGCGAGAGAGGUGAGCUGUACCGACGACUCAUCCGCAAGGCUCUGGGCACUGAGAUCGAGAUGAUGGACGAGAACAUGGAUACUUUAAUCGAGCAACUGAAGGAAGAUCAACGCAGCCGCGAGGGCGAGACAAUCAAUGCCGAAGAUGUCUGAGUCUGUCCUUAUUGCGAAGGAUGGCGAUUUGGUCAUUCUCACUCGAAGGUGCACCAUUUGCUCGUCCUUGCCGCGGUUCGACAUCGAAGUUGCAUAAUGAGGAUCGAAGCGUUUUCUGUCAUUUGAUUGAGCAUGCCAUGGUAUAGUGCAUUUAUAUUCGGCGUUAGGAAGGGGGAGGAAGCAUCGUGUUUUCCAGGCGCAUGGAGUCAGCGUGUAUUGUAUCCACGGAUGGACUUACAAUAUUAACGACUGUUAUUUCUCCACCCGAUGGAGCUUUUCAGCUGAAGGAAAUCGUGGAUUCGUAUACUGCUCAUUCGAUUGAGUGAGAUCAACUGUUAAAGUUGGUUGUUCUUCUGUCUCUACUAAAUAGAACAGAACUAGAUAUCAGAAUUGAUCUCUCU